AAAAAAUUUAGUAUUUUUCAAUUAAUGGAUACCAGUGUAGAAGAAGAUAAUUUCUAUGACUCAAACCAAGACGAUGAUUCACAAUCGUCCAGUGGAAGUUCAUUACAGACAUGGAUCAGUUGGUUUUGCUCCUUAUCAGGGCACGAAUAUUACGUCGAGGUUCCUGAAGAUUACAUAGAUGAUGAAUUCAACUUACAGGGCUUAUCGACUAUUGUACCUUAUUAUACACAAGCCCUAGAGACCAUAUUAGACUUAGAAUGUGAUGAAUUAUUUGGCGAGAAUGAGGAAGAAGACGAAGCAGACGUUGAAGGAGAGAGAGAAGAAGAAAGGCAACAAUCACACAAUCACAAUAAUCAACCUAUCAGUACCACCGCCAUUGCUACUACAAGCAAUAAACACCAUCAAGAAGAGGACGAUUUUUGGAAGGAAGAGGACAAAACACCCAAAAGACUGAAAUCAAAAGACCCACGAGUGAUAGAACCGUACGCCUUCAUGCUGUAUGGUUUGAUCCAUCAACGAUAUUUACUGAGUAGAGAAGGGCUACGAGUGAUGGCUGAAAGAUAUUCCAAUUGUCAAUUUGGCACAUGUCCGCGAUAUCUAUGCUAUGAUUCACCUGUGUUACCCGUCGGCAGAUAUGAUGAAACCGGACGUGAAAGUGUUUAUUUGUAUUGUCCAAGAUGUUUAGACAUUUAUAACCCACCAAGCUCAAUCUAUCGCUGUGUUGACGGUGCACAUUUCGGAUCAACUUAUUGCCAUUUACUAUUCCUAACAUACCCUGAGCUGGUGCCAGAUCCAAAUCCAGUAAUAUACGAACCGCGUAUUUUUGGCUUUAGAGUUAGCCCCAAGUCAUUGACAGGCCCACGUAAUCAAUGGUUGAGGUUACGGUUAAUAAAAUUUGAGGGAAACAACCCUGACGAAACAGAUGAUGUAGAACAAGACGAAAAAGUAGACGCAAACGAACUUGACGAGGAAGUGCUUGCUCUUUGGAAUGAGGAACAACACUCGAUCGCUCACAAUAACAUAUUGCCAGAGUUGGUACAGCAAACAGAAAAUUUGCGCAUCAGUUAAUCUGCUUGGUGUUAUUUAUUCAGUGCGUUGAACAAUCGUUUCUACAUUUUCCGCUAAACUAAUAUAAUAAUGAUAAUAGUAAUAGUAAUAGUAGUAAAAAGCAAUUUAUUUUCGGUCACUUUAAAUGAUGUGCUGUCCUGUUCCCUUUAAUGUUUGGCAAUAACUCAAAUCUCUAUACUUUGUGUUUGUGGCCCUUUUUGGUUUUCAAGAUAUCAUGCAUCAUUUGUUGUGAAGUUCAUAAUAUUAUUAUCAAAGUAAUAAAUCAACUAGCGAAAUAAAUUAGAACCAG
This is a messenger RNA of Mycotypha africana, 1357 nucleotides long. Its product is annotated as casein kinase II regulatory subunit-domain-containing protein. Gene Ontology annotation, molecular function: protein kinase regulator activity. Bases 25 to 1068 code for a protein of 347 amino acids. Gene Ontology annotation, cellular component: cytoplasm; protein kinase CK2 complex. NCBI's taxonomy places the organism in Eukaryota, Fungi, Mucoromycota, Mucoromycetes, Mucorales, Mycotyphaceae. The transcript is spliced from 4 exons. The record is from RefSeq and is a predicted model, not a curated record.